UGGCUCCACAGAACUUUAUAUUCUGUUCCUGGCACUGGCCACUCAACAUUUUAGCCAAAAAUGAGAAUUGAGAAUCGCGGUCAGUAUCAAAAUGGCUCCAGCUUAUAAAUUAACUUAUUUCAAUGUCACCUCUCUUGGGGAGCCCAUCAGAUUCCUCUUGAAUUAUGGAAAUCUCGAAUUCGAGGACGUCAGGAUCGAUAUGGAACAGUGGCCCACCAUCAAACCCACCAUGCCCUUUGGUCAGAUGCCCAUCCUGGAGCACAAUGGAAAAGUAGCCCAUCAGAGCAUUCCAAUCGCCAGGUAUGUGGCCAAGCAGGUUAAACUGAAUGGCAAAAAUGACUGGGAAGAUCUAGAAAUUGACUCAGCUGUUGAGACAGUCAAUGAUCUGAGGGCCAAACUUGCAGUAUAUCAUCAUGAAAAGGAUGAAGCUGUGAAGGAAGCUAAGGCUGGUCCAUUGUUCAAUGAAAUUCUUCCCUAUUACCUGGAAAAGCUUGAAGCCCAAGUGAAAUUGAACAAUGGAUAUUUGGCUUGUGGACGUUUGACUUGGGCUGAUAUGUAUUUUGUAGGGAUAUUGAAUUACUUGAACUUCAUGGCUUUGAAGGACAUCAUUGCUGAUUCUCCCAGCUUGGUUUCUGUUAAGGAACAUGUGCUGGCUUUGCCAAGCAUCAAGGCUUGGAUUGAAAAGCGUCCAAAAACUCAUAUUUAAUAUGUUCAUAUUAUUUUUUAAUUAUUUAUAAAAAAUUUAUAUUGGGAUCAAGUGUUAAAGGAGUUGUAAUUUUAUGAAAAAUUCUAGUGUAAUUGUGAUAAUAUAUGUGCUGAAUG
Phaedon cochleariae (mustard beetle) is the source of this 822-nucleotide messenger RNA. The record is from the annotation of a GenBank genome assembly. Lineage: Eukaryota; Metazoa; Arthropoda; Insecta; Coleoptera; Chrysomelidae.